This is a messenger RNA of Varanus komodoensis (Komodo dragon), 4673 nucleotides long. RefSeq names its product tubulin gamma complex associated protein 5 (gene TUBGCP5). NCBI's taxonomy places the organism in Eukaryota, Metazoa, Chordata, Lepidosauria, Squamata, Varanidae. Gene Ontology annotation, molecular function: gamma-tubulin binding; microtubule minus-end binding. Gene Ontology annotation, cellular component: equatorial microtubule organizing center; gamma-tubulin complex; spindle pole. The record is from RefSeq and is a predicted model, not a curated record. Gene Ontology annotation, biological process: mitotic cell cycle; meiotic cell cycle; microtubule nucleation. The transcript has 18 exons. Bases 948 to 3458 code for a protein of 836 amino acids.
UGUAGUUUGGGAGUGCUCCUCAACCCAGAGUUAUCCUUGGAGUUCCAGGAGACUACUGUGGUGAGGUACGCAUUCCUCCAGCUUCGGCUGGUCCAUCACUUAGAGCCUAGCGAUACUGUUCUAUACUCUACUUACCUCCCGAUUGGACUAUUGUAACACGCUCUACAUGGGGCUGUUCUUGAAGACCGUUUGGAUACUUCAGUUGGUUCAGAAUAGAGCAGCCAGGCUGUUAACAGGGACCAGCAGAAAUGUGCAUAUAACGUCAGUCCUUUACCACCUACCACAGUUGAAGUCUGGGCUCAAUUUAAGGCAUUGAUGAUGACUUAUAAAGCCCUAAAUGGUUCAGGACCUGUGUAUUUGAAGGAGUGUUUCCUUUCAUAUGUCCCUGCCUGUCCCUAAGAUCUGGGUCAGAGUUCCUUCUUUGGGAGCCUUCCUUGAAGGAGAUCAGGAGAAUGGCUGCCUUCUCUGGAGGUGGCACACCAUCUUUGGAAUAUGCACCCCAGAGAGGUGUGCCUGGUGCCAACAGUUUAUUCAUGUAAAGUGUAAAAAAAGAAGAGUGAUGAACCAGUGGCAAGCCUCUCUCCAAUGUGCUGCUUUGUCGCUUUGUAGGAUUGUCAUUAGUUGUCAGAUCAGAGAUCACAGAAAGUAAUCUAUGGAAAAAAAGAAAACAAAAGGAAAAAACCCUACAGCAAGUGAGAAGUGCUUGCCAUCACUAUAGGUUGACUGAAGGGGAAGCAGGGCAGACACAAACAGUGAUGCUGAUUGUCUGUUGGGUGUAACAUGGGCUGAUUUCUUUAUUAAAUUUAUAUCUAACCUUUUUUCCUUCCGAGGAAUUUCAAGUGACUUACAUGAUUCUUUACUUUUUCUCAAUAUUAUCCUCACAACAACAACCCUGUGUUGGCUGGACUGAGAAUCUGUGACUGGCCCAAAAUAACCCACUCAUCUUCAUGGUUGAGUGGGGACUAGAAUCCAGAUCUCCUGAGUUCCGCAUAGCUUAUUCAGAGGGUGAACCUGAUGCACGUACCUGGCUGGAACAACAUGUAGUUGCUCAAUAUUGGACUGGCAGAGCUUUUCGUUUUUCCCAUAGUUUGCAUUUUCAUUCUAAUUUAGCUGCUGUAUGGGAGCAGCACAUAUAUAGUAGCGAUCCCUUGUAUGUGCCAGAAGAAAGAAUUCUUGUCACUGAAACACAGGUCAUUCGGGAAACAAUUUGGCUUCUUUCAGGUGUGAAAAAUCUCUUUAUAUUUCAGCUGAACGAGGGAAAAAUUACUGUGAGAAAUGACAUCAUGGUAACCCAUUUGACCCAGAACUCAUUACGAUCAAUGCUGGAGAGGAUAGCAGCAUAUGGGCAAGUUGUAUUUAGGCUGCAAAAGUUUAUUGAUGAAGUUAUGGGCCACAGUUCAGAAACUGGAAUACAUGGGACCAUAUCCACUCCCAAGAAAUCUACAGAAGCCCCAUUUAGAACCUAUCAAGCUUUCAUGAGAGCCCUUUAUAAAUAUUUCAUUAGUUUCAAAGAGGAACUUACUGAAAUAGAAAGGUGCAUAAUCAACAAAGAUACUACAAUUACUCUUUCCAUAGUAAUGGAUAAGCUGUCACAUCGACUUGCACAGCUGAAGGUGCUUCAUAAAGUUUUUAGCACUGGAGUUGCAGAAGUGCCACCUGACACUCGCAAUGUUGUUAGAGCAUCUCAUUUGCUUAAUACACUGUACAAAGCCAUUCUUGAUUAUGACAACGUUGGAGAAGCCUCUGAGCAGACGGUCUCCCUUUUGUUUUCUCUCUGGGUGGAAACAGUAAGGCCAUAUUUACAGACAGUGGAUGAAUGGAUUGUCCAUGGUAACUUAUUUGAUCCUGCUAAGGAAUUUAUAAUUCAAAGAAACAAAAAUGUUCCAGUUAAUCAUAGGGAUUUUUGGUAUGCCACUUACACUUUGUACAGUGUAUCAGAGAAGACAGAGAAUGAAGAGAAAAUGAGUGAUAAUGCUAGUGCUAGUUCUGGAAGUGAUCAGGCACCCUCAAGCAGACAGCACACCAUGGUCUCUUUUUUGAAACCAGUGUUAAAACAAAUAAUUAUGGCUGGAAAGUCUAUGCAGUUGUUGAAGAACCUGCAGUGCACAGAUGGCUCUCCUCAGCAGGCUGCAUCAAGAGAUGCUGAAAGGAAGAGCUUGUACAAAUUAUUUCUGGAGUCUGUGCAGUCGAGGUUGCGGCAUGGGGAAGAACCUGUUCAAGAUAUUAUUACAGAACAGCAGGCUACCAAGCAGAGCCUAAUAAAGAUGCAGUCUAUUGCAGAAAGACAUUUAGAAUUAGAUGAUGUUCAUGAUCCCUUGCUGGCUAUCAAUUUUGCAAGAUUAUAUUUGGAGCAAAGUAACUUUCAUGAGACACUUACAGGUGAUGAUGUCUGCAUGGAUAGAUCAUCCGAAUCAGUUACGUGCCAGACAUUUGAACUGACUUUGAGGUCUUGCCUUUAUCCUCACAUAGACAAGCAAUAUCUAGAGUGCUGUGGGAAUUUAAUGCAAACUUUGAAAAAAGAUUACAGGUUGGUAGAGUACUUGCAGGCAAUGAGAAACUUUUUCUUACUUGAGGCCGGUGAUACUAUGUAUGACUUCUACACAUCAAUUUUUGAUAAAAUACGAGAGAAAGACACGUGGCAGAGCGAACCAUUCCUUAAUGUCCAACUUCAAGAAGCUGUUGGACAGCGUUAUCCAGAGGAUAGUUUAAGGCUGUCUAUACUGUGUGAAAAUACUGAUAUAGCAAAGAAAAAGCUUCCUGUUCAUACCUUGGAUGGCUUAAUACUGAGUUAUAAGGUUCCUUGGCCUGUGGAUAUAGUUAUAAGUGUGGAAUGUCAAAAAAUUUAUAAUCAAGUGUUCCUUCUAUUAUUACAAAUAAAGUGGGCCAAAUAUAGUCUAGAUGUGCUACGAUUUCAUGAAGUAGUCAGGGCAGCAGAAAAGCCCCAGAAUAAAGGAGUAGCUGUGCUUGAGCAAGAGUCACUUCCUCAGUUUGGAUCACCGUUGGAGUCCAUUAAACAGCAAACUCACCGCAUGUUUCUUUUAAGGAUGAAACUCAUGCAUUUUGUUAACAGCCUACACAACUACAUCAUGACCAGGAUACUUCACAGUACAGGUUUGGAGUUUCAACAUCAAGUAGAAGAAGCAAAAGAUUUAGAUCAGUUGAUUAAAAUUCACUAUAGAUAUCUUUCUACAAUUCAUGAUCGUUGUCUGCUGAGAGAAAAGGUUAGUUUUGUGAAAGAAGCUAUAAUGAAAGUGCUGAACCUAGUUCUGAUGUUUGCAGAACGUUGGCAAGCUGGUUUGGGAGCUUGGAAGAUGGAGUCCAUAACCAAGAUGGAAUCAGAUUUUAAAAAUUGCCACAUGUUCCUUGUGACAGUACUAAACAAAGCAGUCUGUAGAGGUUCGUUCCCACAUUUGGAGUCUUUAGCUUUAUCACUCAUAGCUGGAAUGGAACAAAGUUAGCAAAAUACAGAUUCACUUGAACUACUCAAACUCUUGGAGCUUCAUCCUGCCAACAUUGAGUUACUGCAUUAUUUGACAUAGCUUGACAUAGCUUCAGCCUUCAAGGAACUGUACUCUCUGUGCUAGAAUUUAAAUAUCUGUGGAUAAUGUACAGCUGCUUGUGCUUGAAACUGUAAACUUUUGCAUGUAAAUAAAAUAUUUAAUGAUACAAUUAUUUAUAUUCUGUUUUAUAUAAUAUUAAAUGCUAAUCUGGCCAGAUCCUGUCUGUUUUUUUCCUCUGUGAGGAACAAACAGUAAAAUUAAUGCUGCAAAAAAGCCUUUUAAAUUCCUAUUGGGUCCUUUGUCAGAACUAGCUACCUAUACAUAAAUGCAGUGAUAGUAAUAUAUUAUCAGGAAUCAUUGGACUGAAUUCACCUUUCCUCUUCCUAAGAUGUAAUGACUUGUUGGUUGAUUGGAAAUUUCCACAUUCAUAGUCAUCAUGACAAAUGGUACCAUUUUAUUGAUUUUUUUCCAUGGAAAUGAAUGGAUAUUGUUAAAGUGUUUUAUGCCAAUAUUAACUUAUCAGAAAUAAGGGUAGAAUAUACUCUUAUCUAUAGAUAAGAAUAUUCCCAAUAUAAAGGAUAGUAUCCAAUGUGGCUUUUCUACCUUCCUGACUGCAUUGCAGGAGCCAUCCCCACUGCUUGUGCAACAGCAAUUUAGCACAGAGCAGUUUUGAAAUGAGUGAAAACUCAAACUCAUUUCUGGAAGGAAACAGGUCACUAGUGGUCACAUAAGGGAGCUUCUCUCACCUGCCUCCUCCCAGAAAUUAGAUCUUUCUGUUCAUUUCAGGACUUUUUCAAGGAAGUACCAAAUCUCCUUUGUGCAAGUGGUAGGUCUAUUCCACACAUAAUUAGUGGGACUCACCACUUGCACAAUGGAAUCAACGUGGCAAAAACAAUAAUAAAAAGGGAACAUAAAUGGUCCAUUGGAUACUGCCCAAAAUUAACAUCUGGAAUGCCUGACAGCUUUUGAAAAUUCAUUUAAGUUUUGCAGUCUUAAUUGAUAUCAUGGCAAUUAAUGUAAUAGGAUGUUCUGUAUUUGUAUUAUUAGUUUAUAUAGUAUGUAAAGAUAAUUCCUUCUCUAUACUGCAAAUGCAGUUCUACUUUAUUUUUGUUUUAUUCUGAAUGUAACUUCCUGGGAAAUGCUGUUGCUUUAAUAAAGAAGCUUGUUAUUGUG